AUGGAUCAGGAUGGCGUUUUUCCCAACUAUGGCGUCGAUCAAUAUUUGCCAAAUGUCUCCGAAGCGGCUUUUAUCGAAGAGAAGAAAGGAGUUCUGAAAUGCACUGAAACGCUUGGCGAGAAGGAUCCGAUUCCGGAGAUUUCGUUGAAUUUCGAAGAAGCUUGGUCCAAAGAUCGGAAAUCGAACGCCCUAUUUGAAUCGAAAUUCAAAACAAUACCGCUUACCAAAGAGGAUAUAUCGAUAAUAAACACCAUGAGCAAUUGUUCGCCUGACGACGUCGCGAAACUGAUUCGAGGCGUUCAGAACUCGGUGUACUUGUUGGGCUUGGAAGAAGCGCGUCAAUGUCGCCGCGGAAAAAUAUUGGGAGUUUUGAGCGACGAGGAGGAGCAGAAAACGCCGCCGAAAUAA
Molecule: messenger RNA, 408 nt
Organism: Caenorhabditis bovis
Lineage: Eukaryota; Metazoa; Nematoda; Chromadorea; Rhabditida; Rhabditidae
Source: the annotation of a GenBank genome assembly